AUGGGACAAGUUUUCUCGACAACGAAGCCAGAAAGUACUCCUCUGACCACCAGUGGAAAGAGAAAGGCCAGUUUUGAUAGCUCUCAGACACUCAAGAAGGCCUGCAAGGAUGCUACUUUCGAAUCAGCCACUCCAGAAGUGAUCAUUACUGAACAAGAUGUCGGAAUUCUUGCUUUUGUCAACCCUAAUCUCAAAGGAUUCUCUAGCAUUAUGAAAUACAGAGCCGAGGACUUUUUGGUUAAUGAAGUCAACCUCGAUGGCAAGAUCAUUAGACUCACCUCUCUUGACCCACCUGUUAUUCCUGAAAGACAAAAGUUCUUUUUAUCUGAUGCCGAGUUUGAUGCAAAGAUCGCUGGUAUCAUUAGCCCUGAGUUCGCCAAGGAAUUGAGAAAUGUGCUCAAUAAUCCCAACGAUAUCACUGUCUCAGCACGUGCAAAGAAGGCUGAUUAUUCCAAUUUCAAUCAUAAGAAUGUCGAAAAGGCAAGCCGUAUCGAUUUCUACAAUGCAAUCGAAUGCAAUCUUGAUGCUCCCUUGAUGACUGAAUGCCUUGAAGGUGUUCUUAUUGCAAGAUGGAAGAACCCUGAUGACACUGCUCAUACUAAAGUUGGUGUCGUUAAAGAAAAACCCAGAAAGAUCAACUUUGACAUAACCGGUGGAGAAUAUGUUAGCUUUUAUGUCCAGAAGUCUGGUGUAGACACUAUGGGCGCAGUGAACAUUAUGGCAAACAUUGGAGGUCCUCGUUUCCUUCCCAAGCAAUUCUCAUACGCAGGAACAAAGGAUGCUCGCGCUGUCACUGUCCAGGAAAUGACUCUUUUCAAGUGCGAUCCUAGAUACCUUUAUGAUGUCCGUAAUGAACUUGCAGAACGUCAGAUCUAUAUUGGAAACUUCUCUUUUGCCAACAAGGGUUUGACACUUGGUGAUUUGAGUGGAAACCAUUUUACUAUUGUUUUGAGUGCAGCACAAUGCGUUUUAAAAGGUACUAUGAGCUUGAUACUAAAAAAAAAGGAUAAUGUUUGGCUUUAUAUUCUCAGAGAUGUCAAUGGUGCUAGUGAAGAAGACAUUCACGAGUCAUUGCAGUCACUCGAAAGCAGAGGUUUUAUUAACUACUUUGGAAUGCAGCGUUUUGGAACCAGCAGCAUUUGCACUCAUGAAAUUGGACGUGCUUUGAUUUCCCUAAAGUUUGCCGAGGCCGCUGAUUUGGUACUUAUGCCCCGCGAUGGAGAUCGUGCUGAUUUUGCUGCUGCUAGAAACCACUGGGCAGAAACAAAGGAUAUCAAGAGUACUCUCGAUAAACUCCCUAGACAAGCACACACUGAGAGAAAGCUCCUUUCAAGCUACCUAAGAUUCGAUAAUCAACACGAAAAGGCCUUUAACUCGUUGCCUCAACAUAUGUUGUCCUUGUACUAUCAUGCCUACCAGUCUUACAUCUGGAACUGUGCAGUAUCUGAGCGUGCAAAGAUUUACGGUUGUGAUAAGCCAGUUGUAGGUGAUCUUGUAUUGGUUGAUGGUCCUGAAAAAUCAAACAACAACAGCAACAACAACAACAAAAAGUACGGAAAUGCCGGAAGAAGAGAUCACUCAUCUCGCAAGGUUCCAAAGGUCUUGACUGAGGAGGAUUUGGACAAUUACACAAUUUGGGAUGUAGUUUAUCCUAUGCCUGGUAGUAGAUCAAAAUAUCCCGCAAAUGCCAUUGGUGAUUUUUACAAGCAGUUGUUGGAGAAAGACAAUAUUAACAUCAAGAAUGCUCAGCAGCACUUCAAAAAGCUGAUGGGUGAUUACAGACCUAUGAUGGUCAAACCUAAAAAUGUUGGAUGGAAAUUCAUUCGUUAUGAUAACCCCGAGACCAAGUUGUUCAACACAGACUACGAUAGAAUUACCUCUGUUCCUGAACCCGUCAGUGUUCCUAAUGGAAAGUACUUGGGUUUGGCUGUAGAAUUGACUCUUGGUACAAGCCAAUAUGCAACCAUGGCCUUGAGAGAGGUUAUGAGAAGCGACACUUCUGCAAAAGCCCAGGCCAGAAAUGUACACACAUAA
Molecule: messenger RNA, 2034 nt
Organism: Phycomyces blakesleeanus NRRL 1555(-)
Lineage: Eukaryota; Fungi; Mucoromycota; Mucoromycetes; Mucorales; Phycomycetaceae
Exons: 15
Coding region: 1-2034 (677 amino acids)
Biological process (GO): pseudouridine synthesis
Cellular component (GO): nucleus
Molecular function (GO): pseudouridine synthase activity; RNA binding
Source: RefSeq, a predicted model, not a curated record